ACCCAUUCUCUAACAGUCCAUACUCCCACAUUUCCCGUAAUCCCAUAUAUAUCUCAAAGCGCAUAUAUCUCCGGCCCGCGACGCGUAUAGUUGCAUUCCGUCGCGUCGCCCCACCCACCCACAAACUAUACCAUACCAUACCCACCACAAGUUUACAACACAACACAAAAUGUCGCCACCGACAGCAACAGCAACAGUAACAACAGCAACAGCAACAACAGUAGUCGAAGCCGAAGACGCACAGGGAAGAUCAAAGUUUAACUACCGCCACCUGCAGCAGCUCGCGCGGUACUCCGUCGACUCGCCGUUUCGCGUUGUCGCGCUUGUGGAUCUCGAUGCUUUCUACGUACGAUAUGGGUGCAAGGCGCAAUGUGAAAUGAAACGGCUAGGCGUGUCGCCCGAGCAGCCGCUCGCUGUGCAGCAAUGGCAGAACCUUAUUGCGGUCAACUACCCGAGCAGGGAGAAGGGCGUUUCGAGACAUAUCACCUCGGCCGAGGCGCGGAAACUAUGUCCGGACAUCCAGCUCGUGCACGUAGCAACGUGGAAAGCCGGCAAGACCACCUGGUCCUACGGCGACGGAUCCAGCGAGCCGGACAUGGCGACCAGCAAAGCGUGCCUCGACCCGUACCGUGCCGAGUCCAAAAAGAUCCUGUCGAUCUUCCAAUCCGUGUGCCCGAACGCGCGGACCGAGCGCGCGUCCAUCGAUGAAUCGUUUCUCGACCUGUCGCGCGACAUCCACGACCAGCUGCUGCUGCGGUAUCCCGUGCUGCGGGGGGCGCCGCCGGACGGCGAUUAUGCCGCGCUCCUGCCGGCACCGCCGAAAGGGGUGGUGCUGAACUGGAGUGAGAGUCAUCUAGUCACGAAUGUGGGGGAGGAUGAAGAGACGAGGGAGAUGCUCAUGGAGGAGGUGGAUUGGGAUGAUGUUGCUAUGGCGAUUGGGGCGGAGAUCACGAGGGGCCUCAGGGAUGAGGUGUUCACGCAGCUGGGGUAUACGUGUUCUGCGGGCGUGGCGGGGAAUAAGAUGAUUGCGAAACUGGGGGCGGGGUUCAAGAAGCCGAAUCAACAAAGCGUAGUACGCCCAUCCGCGGUUGAACCGUUUCUGGCCACAUUCAAGUUCACGAAGAUCCGCAAUCUCGGCGGCAAACUCGGCACACAGAUCGCCGAGCACUUCAAGACCGAAUCGCUCACAGAGCUCCUCUCCGUCUCACUCGCCUCCUUCCAGAGCCUUCUCUCCGACGACACCGCCACCUGGGUAUACAACACUAUCCGGGGCCACGACCGCUCCGCCGUGGAGCCCAAAUCAGGUAUCAAAUCCAUGCUAUCAGCCAAAUCCUUCCGGGACCCUUUGCCAUCGUCGAUCGCCGCGGCCCAACUAUGGAUAAAAGUGUUUAUCGCCGACAUUUGCUCACGGCUCGAGGACGAGGGGGUGAUGGAUGGCCGGCGACGACCCAAGACCAUGACCAUAUCGUUCACGAACAAGCACUCGGGGUCGCGGAACAAGCAGGUCUCCAUCCCGCCCGCGGGGAAGAUCGGAGCGGAGAUGCUGGCGAGGCUGGCGGAGGGCCUGUUGCGACAGGUUGCUGGUGAACCCGGUGUUUGGCCGUGCACCGGAUUGAGUCUGCAGGUCGCCGGGAUUCAGGAUCGCGAGGAGGGGAAUAGGGGUAUUGGCGCGUUUCUGAUCAAGGGCGAUAAGGCGAGGGAGGCGAAUAAACGACUCGGCGAGGGCGCGGCGGAAAGGCUGCCUACAGAGGAAAAGCGGAGGAAGGUCGAUAUUGCGGGACGGUUUUUUGCUGCGCCGGCACCGGUGCACGAGGAUGGCGGCGGCGGUGGUGGGCAUGCACAAGCACUCGAGGCCACCGCCGCGGAUGCACAGCCUACAUUCCGAUGUCCGGACUGCGGCGCGGAGAUUCCCGCCGGCGACGAGGACGAACACAAAGACUGGCAUUUCGCGCGCAGCCUGAUGCUCGAAGACCGAGCUGCAACCGCUAGGGAACGAGUGACGCAGGUUGCGCCGCCGGUGCCUAAGGGAAAGGCCAGUGGCAGCAGCAGCAGCGGCGGUGCUGGUGCUGGUGCUGGUGCUGGUGCUGGUGGGAAAGGGAAGAGGGGCAGGAAGGACCCGAAGAAGCUGGAGAAGGGGCAGAGGAAACUGGCGUUUUGA
Molecule: messenger RNA, 2158 nt
Organism: Tricharina praecox
Lineage: Eukaryota; Fungi; Ascomycota; Pezizomycetes; Pezizales; Pyronemataceae
Exons: 8
Coding region: 170-2158 (662 amino acids)
Biological process (GO): error-prone translesion synthesis; response to radiation
Cellular component (GO): nucleus; site of double-strand break; replication fork
Molecular function (GO): DNA-directed DNA polymerase activity; damaged DNA binding
Source: RefSeq, a predicted model, not a curated record